AUGUAUAAUCUGGGGAGAUCACGUCUUUUGUGGAUUUUUCUCACCGUUUUGCUGCUGGAUUGUUUAUGUGAGACUGUUUCAGGACAUCUAUCCUACUCCGUCUCUGAGGAGGUAAAUCGGGGGACUGUUGUCGGAAAUAUAGCAAAAGAUCUCAACCUGAAUGUUCAGGAUCUUGAAUCCCGGAUGUUUCAGAUUGUUGCUGGAUUGAAGCCAAAAUAUUUUGAUGUAAAUUUAAAAACUGGUGCUCUCUUUGUAAAUGAUAAAAUAGACAGAGAGGAGCUCUGCGGUGAUGUAGCCAAAUGCUUAUUGAAUAUAGAAGCAGUCAUUAACGAUCCUCUUAAAUUGUACCGCUUUGAAAUUGUUAUAUUAGAUGUGAAUGAUAACUCACCAUCAUUUGUCAGCACCUUACAAUUAUUGAAUAUAAGUGAGAAUGCAGCAGCUGGAACAACAUUCUUCCUUAAUCCUGCUGAGGAUGCGGAUGUGGGUAAAAACACUGUCAGUAGCUACAAGCUGAGCCAGAAUGACUAUUUCUCUUUAGUCACCCAGAGAGGAGAAAAUGUGAGUCCUGAACUGGUGCUUCAAAAAAUUUUAGACAGAGAAAAACAAUCUGAGAUUUACUGUCUUUGUCUGAUACUGACACCAGAGCAAUAG
Nematolebias whitei (Rio pearlfish) is the source of this 651-nucleotide messenger RNA. RefSeq names its product protocadherin gamma-C5-like. Gene Ontology annotation, biological process: homophilic cell-cell adhesion. Gene Ontology annotation, cellular component: plasma membrane. The record is from RefSeq and is a predicted model, not a curated record. Lineage: Eukaryota; Metazoa; Chordata; Actinopteri; Cyprinodontiformes; Rivulidae. The transcript has 2 exons. Gene Ontology annotation, molecular function: calcium ion binding. The coding region runs from base 1 to 651 and encodes 216 amino acids.